Rotaria sp. Silwood1 is the source of this 336-nucleotide messenger RNA. The record is from the annotation of a GenBank genome assembly. NCBI's taxonomy places the organism in Eukaryota, Metazoa, Rotifera, Eurotatoria, Philodinida, Philodinidae.
AUGUUUGGCUAUUCGUCCCGAACAACAACUGAUAACAAUGAAGAAUUAGAAUCAGAUGAUGACGGAGAUGGUGAAGAUGAUCCUCAUGGUGAGUUAUUGAAUUUUGAAAACGACGAUUAUAACGAUGAAGAAGAGAUAUUAAAUUCAACAAGAUCAAUUUUUGAAGGAAUAAAAAUUGUUGAUAAUAUUAAUUCUAUGCUGAAAAAUUCGUAUUUUAAAAUUAAAAUAAAUGAUAAAAUUAAAUAUCUUCACAAACAAUCAGCUUGUUGGCUAUUGUCCAACAAAUCGAUAGGAUUAUCAAGUGAUCGUUUAUCUCGGAUCAUGCAACAAACAUAA